CGCGCAUUCACCUGGUCUCAUGCCCACCCAUGCGAUCAUGCGUUCGAACUGCAAGCAGCCUCCUGCACGGCUGGCGGACGCCUCUGGCCCGCUUCGGGGGCUCCCCGCGCUCCUCACGCGUGCUUGAACGCCUUUGGCCCGCAGCCAGACACUAUGCCCAGGCCUUCCGCCCGCAGGGACAGCUUGAGAAGCGCAUCGCCGACAUCCCCAUCGACCGCUACCGCAAUUUCUGUAUCGUGGCCCAUGUCGACCAUGGCAAAUCGACGCUCUCGGACCGCCUCCUGGAGCUCACGGGUACUAUUGAGCCGGGUGGCCAGAAGCAGUUCCUCGACAAGCUUGAUGUGGAGAGGGAGCGCGGCAUCACAGUCAAGGCACAGACGUGCACCAUGAUCUACAACCAUGAGGGCCAAGACUACUUGCUGCACUUGGUCGACACGCCCGGCCACGUCGACUUCCGUGCCGAGGUGUCGCGAAGCUACGCCAGCUGCGGAGGGGCAUUGCUGCUUGUGGAUGCCAGCCAGGGCGUGCAGGCACAAACGGUCGCCAACUUCUAUCUCGCCUUCUCCCAGGGUCUGACGCUGGUCCCGGUACUGAACAAGGUCGACCUCCCCCACGCCGACUCGCCGCGCGUGCUUGAGCAGAUGCAGGAGACGUUUGAGCUUGACCCCGACGACGCCGUGCUCGUUUCCGCAAAGACUGGGCUCAACGUCGCAUCUCUCCUGCCCACAGUUGUCGAGAAGAUCCCUGCUCCGGAAGGCGAUCCAAACAAACCUCUCCGCAUGCUUCUCGUCGACUCGUGGUACGAUGUAUACAAAGGCGUCAUUCUGCUAGUGCGCAUCUUCGACGGCCAAGUGCGGCCUGGGGACACGAUACGCUCGUUUGCGACCAAGCUGAAAUACAUUGUGGGCGAGGUCGGCAUCAUGUACCCCGAUCAAACGCCGCAAACCGUCUUGAAGGCUGGCCAAGUGGGCUACAUAUAUUUCAAUCCUGGUAUGAAGCGCUCACAGGAAGCCAAGGUUGGCGAUACGUACACAACCAUUGGGUCUGAGAAGCUAGUCGAGCCAUACCCGGGUUUUGAAGAGCCCAAAAGUAUGGUCUUCGUGUCCGCCUUCCCGACGGACCAGGACAACCACGAGCACCUCGAAGACAGUAUUCAGCAAAUCAUAUUGAACGACCGCAGCGUUACGCUCCAGAAAGAGUCGUCGGAUGCGUUGGGUGCUGGGUGGCGCUUAGGCUUUUUGGGCACGCUACACUGCUCUGUAUUUGAGGAUCGGCUUCGUCAAGAACAUGGUGCGAAUAUUAUCAUUACUCCGCCUUCAGUACCUUUCAAGGUAAUAUGGAAGGAUGGCACAGAGUCCAUCAUCACCAAUCCCAAUGAGUUUCCCGAUCAAGACCAGGCGCACUUCAAGGUGCAAGAGGUGCAUGAGCCCUAUGUCUCAGCGACCAUUACUCUCCCGGACGAAUAUCUCGGCGAGGUCAUCAAGCUCUGCGAGGCGAAUCGUGGCGAGCAGAAGGAACUUACCUUCUUUACGGCCACACAGGUCAUCUUGAAGUACGACAUUCCCUUGUCUCACCUGGUCGAUGACUUCUUUGGCAAGUUGAAAGGCUCCACCAAGGGCUAUGCAUCUUUGGACUAUGAAGAUGCAGGGUUUCGUCGGUCGUCGAUCAUCAAGCUCAAUCUACUUGUCAACGGGUCCCCAGUGGAUGCCGUUUCCCGCGUUCUGCACACAUCACAAGUCGACAAGGUCGGACGCAUGUGGGUGGAGAAAUUCAAGGAGCAUGUAGAACGGCAGAUGUUUGAGGUUAUUAUACAGGCAGCUGCGGGGAGAAGGAUCGUGGCCAGGGCUACCAUCAAGCCUUACCGCAAAGAUGUGUUGGCCAAGCUACACGCAAAGAAGCAGAAGGAGGGAAGAAAGAAGCUGCGCGCUGUGGGAAGUGUUGUGAUUGAGCAGGAAGCAUUUCAAAAGUUUUUGGCCAAGUAA
Exserohilum turcica Et28A is the source of this 1982-nucleotide messenger RNA. RefSeq lists its product as uncharacterized. The record is from RefSeq and is a predicted model, not a curated record. Bases 30 to 1982 code for a protein of 650 amino acids. Gene Ontology annotation, biological process: positive regulation of translation. Gene Ontology annotation, molecular function: mitochondrial ribosome binding; GTPase activity; GTP binding. NCBI's taxonomy places the organism in Eukaryota, Fungi, Ascomycota, Dothideomycetes, Pleosporales, Pleosporaceae. Gene Ontology annotation, cellular component: mitochondrion. The transcript has 2 exons.